AGGGGGGUUCCUGCUGCUGAGCUUUGGGGCCCGAUUGCUGGGGUGCGUUUAGUUUCAUCCCUCACCGAGACAACCUGGCGUCUCGGAGAACCCGACCGCCAGAGGCCUGCUGGGAACAGGACUUCUAACAGCAAGUAUGUCUGGAAGGCUGUGGUGCAAGGCCAUUUUUGCUGGCUACAAGCGAGGUCUCCGGAACCAAAGAGAGCACACGGCUCUUCUUAAAAUUGAAGGCGUUUAUGCCCGAGAUGAAACGGAGUUCUACUUAGGCAAGAGAUGUGCUUAUGUGUAUAAGGCAAAAAACAAUACAGUGACUCCUGGAGGUAAACCAAACAAAACCAGAGUGAUCUGGGGAAAGGUAACUCGGGCCCACGGAAACAGCGGUAUGGUUCGUGCCAAAUUCCGAAGCAACCUUCCUGCAAAGGCCAUUGGACACAGAAUCCGUGUGAUGCUGUACCCAUCCCGGAUUUAAACUAAUGGAGAGUAAAUAAAUAAAAGUAGAUUUGUGCUCUUGUAUUUUUUUUUCACAUCUGUCCUAAA
This is a messenger RNA of Mus musculus (house mouse), 537 nucleotides long. It is a transcript of the gene Rpl35a, whose product is annotated as ribosomal protein L35A. Gene Ontology annotation, biological process: translation; ribosomal large subunit biogenesis; rRNA processing. Lineage: Eukaryota; Metazoa; Chordata; Mammalia; Rodentia; Muridae. Bases 137 to 469 code for a protein of 110 amino acids. Gene Ontology annotation, cellular component: cytosolic ribosome; cytoplasm; cytosolic large ribosomal subunit. The record is from RefSeq and is marked validated. The transcript is spliced from 5 exons. Gene Ontology annotation, molecular function: structural constituent of ribosome.